Hevea brasiliensis (rubber tree) is the source of this 1049-nucleotide messenger RNA. RefSeq names its product protein TIFY 9. Gene Ontology annotation, biological process: response to wounding; regulation of defense response; regulation of jasmonic acid mediated signaling pathway. Bases 125 to 703 code for a protein of 192 amino acids. Gene Ontology annotation, cellular component: nucleus. The record is from RefSeq and is a predicted model, not a curated record. The transcript has 6 exons. Lineage: Eukaryota; Viridiplantae; Streptophyta; Magnoliopsida; Malpighiales; Euphorbiaceae.
AUGUACAGUUACAGAGCCCUCUUUAUUAAAGUGCCUUCGCUUUCUCCUCUCCUCCCGCCUUCGCAUUUACGUUUUUUACUACCUUCAUAACGUUCUCGAUUUAAUCAGAAAUAAACAAAUCCAGAUGUCUAGAGCAACUGUCGAGCUCGAUUUCUUUGGCAUGGAGAAACGGAUCUCUGCUAACUCUCGCUUCCCCAAGUUCCUUCAUCGCCAGAGGAGCUUUCGAGAUAUUCAAAGUGCCAUUUCAAAAAUCAAUCCUCAGCUUCUCAAGUCUGUAAUUGCCUCUGGCUCUGCCAAUCAGCAGUCUCCGGAAAAUGGCCAUCAGCUCGAUUCAAAAAAGUCAUUUUCGGUGCCUUCUACUCCUAAAGAAGAACUCAAUCCAUUUCCUCCUUUACCUGUCUAUUCUCCUCUUCAAAGGCCUGCUUUAGAGAAUCCUCCUCAAACGGCUCCUUUGACGAUCUUCUACAACGGAACCGUUGCGGUUUUCGAUGUUCCUCGAGAUAAGGCGGAGACGAUUUUGAAACUUGCCCAAAAUGGAAUCUCCAAAUUUGUUGAAUCAACAAAUCAAAAACAGCUGCUGGGGACUCUUGACGGAGAUCUGCCAAUUGCUAGGAGAAAAUCUUUGCAGAUGUUUCUGGAGAAACGCAAGGAAAGGUUGACUUCGGUAUCCCCGUAUGCUUGCAAAUCUGUUUGUCGUUUAUAGAGCAGAGCAGAAGUGAGAAUGCCCUGAAGGAGUUGUUUAAGGAUAGGGACCUUAGAAUACUGUUUCCUCCUUUAUGGCGUAGAGUUGGGGUUGCUUUUUAAAUGUGCUUUCCUCCUUUCAUGGAUAGCUAAAGAAAAACAAGUCAUAGUUUAGAUAAUGGGAUUGGCAUAGUAGGGUCCGUUGUUUGAGUGGCCGAGAGUCACGUUUUAGUAAUGGGUAUUCAAAGGUGCUACUUCGCUGCAGUUUCCUCCAUUGUUUUAUCUGCAGCAUUUAUAUCAUGUUUAUGCUAACCUAUUCUUCCAAACCCUUUAUUUUUAUAUAUUUUUGUUAUUUAUUAGUUCAUUUA